This is a messenger RNA of Penicillium oxalicum, 186 nucleotides long. RefSeq lists its product as uncharacterized. NCBI's taxonomy places the organism in Eukaryota, Fungi, Ascomycota, Eurotiomycetes, Eurotiales, Aspergillaceae. The record is from RefSeq and is a predicted model, not a curated record. Bases 1 to 186 code for a protein of 61 amino acids. The transcript has 2 exons.
AUGCCAAUGAAUACCGACUGCCUUCAGCCUCCUCUUACCCCCGCUCAGCGAACCAUUGUGAAAUCUUACGGUGGUUGGUCCAUGUUCCUCCACAGCUAUGGGCUGAAGCCCUGGAAUGAAAACGAUGCGGAGGAGGGACUGCGCAUUCUCGAGGCUCUUGCCGAUAUGAGUGAAGAUGAUAAUUAG